GCCUCCCCUCAAUCCCAAGUACAUCUCUCAAUCGCCAUAUUGGGUACUGAAAAGGUUUGCCUGCAAUUUCUUUCCUCUCACUACGGAGCGGAGUGGACCGACUGGCUACGUUUUGCUGCACUGGGUAUUCAUGUUCAGUGAAGACAACCAUUGCUCGCUUUGCCAUUGCGGCGCUCACCGUUUUUGAUCUAGACAUAUGCAUGACAUGCGUGCAUUUCUGUUGAUCUGUCGUUUUACGCGUGUGUUGGAUUUGACUGAGCGAAUACGAAAAACGCAUUUUGAGUGUUAAUAUCUGGACGCUCUCCGAUCUCUUGGAAAAUGUCAAAUGUUCGUCUGUCGAACGGGAGUCCGACGUUGGAGCGGACGGAUGCCCGGGUGUCUGAGCACCCGAAACCGUCCUUUUGCAGAACUCUUUUCGGCCCCGUGGACCACGAAGAGUUAAAGAGGGAAUUAAAGGGACAUUUCAAGGAGAUGGAAGAUGAUGCCUCUGCAAAAUGGAACUUCGACUUCGCGAACCAUAAGCCGCUGAAGAACGGGAGGUUCAAGUGGGACUUGGUGGAUUGUAAAGACCUUCCCGAUUUCUACAACCAACCUCCUCGCUCGUCGAGAUCGUCGACGUACUCCACUGGGAAUAACAACGUGGAUUUUAACGGGAAUCGUAGUUGUGGUGGGAUGGGAAGUGCCCGGACGCCCCCCGCAGAGAGCGAGCGAUGCGAGAGUCAGAUGGACGGUAGCGAGCAGAGCCAAGGACAGCGGAAAAGACCUGCCUGCAACGACACUGCGCCCCAAAGUAAAAGGUCAUACACAAGUUCGGAUGAAGUUCGGCAAAACGUGACACGUUCGGCCGAGCACACACCAAGAAAGUCCAGUCCCAAGACACAGACGUGAGACCGAGAAAGAUCUGAAGAUGUAUUUCCCCUUUGGUGCGGGAGAGAGAGCUCAGUGUUGGCCGACGUGGAAGAGGAACUACACAACAGAAACAUAUCAACUCUCCUGGGGACGGGGGGAGGGGCACUGAAUAGAAACACUAAAGUUGUGGCACUCAAAUUAAAGUUACUGCCUCUAAAAGCAGUGUAUGUAGCAGUGUGCAAUUAGGUUGAAAUUCCCUUUUUGCUCUUUUUCUCUGUGUGUCUGUGUGUGUGCGUGUGUGUGUGUGUGCGUCUGUGUGUGUGUGUGUGUGUAUAUACAUAUAUUUCUCUCCAAAUGUAGCACAUAAGAAAACAUGAUAUGAAAGCAAAUCCUUUUAUGUAAAAAAAAAAAGUGUGAAUAUUGAUUUGACUUGAAUUGCAGUGUAGUUUGAUGGUUGUUUUUUUUCCCUCCAAAUGCUGUUCCCUAUAUUUUGCCUCAAGACGAUUUGACUUUGCCAUGGUCUCCAUUUUACAUUUACAUUUAGGGCAUUUAGCAGACGCUUUUAUCCAAAGCGACUUACAUCAGUUAAUACACACAUUACAUCCACAUCCAUUUGCCACCCAAACAGGCUUCUGAAGUGUUAUCUCAAUAGGUCACCCCCUCAUAGUCUGCAGUGAAGAACGGUACCGAUGUAGCUCCUUUCUUGUUUCUCGUGGUCGCUUCCUUUUUUUUUUUUUUUGCAUUUUCCACGGCCAUUGGCACAAAGUGUCAACACAAAAAUACAGGUUCUCAUUUCACUUUUUUUUUCCAGCCCCUAGAAGAUCAAUACAGCAUUUCGUUUUUUAUUUUUUACAAAUAUCUAUAACAUGUAAUGUUACAUCCUUUGCUGUAGUGUAAAAUUGUGUUUCUCAAACCACCUAAUAUUUAUUAUGUCAAAGAGCUGUUAUGGUAUUGAUUUAAAUCCUGGAACGUUAUAUAUUAUUAUUAUUAUUAUUAAUAUUAUUUCACUCUCAAAAAGUUCUCCCAUUACUUUGUGACAUGUUCAGGUGCAUGUGACUACCCCCUGUAGAAUUGUGAGGUACUUUUAUGCUGAAGGAGACAACAUAAACUGCACAGGUAGUGUUUUUAUUUUAAUUUUAUUUUUGUUCAAUAUCAUGCCAUCCUCCUGUCCCCUGUCCCUAGGACUUAUCUUGUUGCUGUUUUAAUUAUAUAUUUUUUGGAAUAGGAGCUUUUAUUUUCAAAACGAGAUGACUGUCCUACAAUGCCAAAUACAUGGUUGCUCCGGUAUGGCUGCCACA
Molecule: messenger RNA, 2147 nt
Organism: Gadus morhua (Atlantic cod)
Lineage: Eukaryota; Metazoa; Chordata; Actinopteri; Gadiformes; Gadidae
Gene: cdkn1bb
Product: cyclin dependent kinase inhibitor 1Bb
Exons: 3
Coding region: 319-888 (189 amino acids)
Biological process (GO): negative regulation of mitotic cell cycle; G1/S transition of mitotic cell cycle; negative regulation of cyclin-dependent protein serine/threonine kinase activity
Cellular component (GO): cytoplasm; nucleus
Molecular function (GO): cyclin-dependent protein serine/threonine kinase inhibitor activity; protein-folding chaperone binding
Source: RefSeq, a predicted model, not a curated record